This is a messenger RNA of Lucilia cuprina (Australian sheep blowfly), 1347 nucleotides long. It is a transcript of the gene Den1, whose product is annotated as sentrin-specific protease 8. Lineage: Eukaryota; Metazoa; Arthropoda; Insecta; Diptera; Calliphoridae. Gene Ontology annotation, biological process: proteolysis. The record is from RefSeq and is a predicted model, not a curated record. The transcript has 2 exons. Gene Ontology annotation, molecular function: cysteine-type peptidase activity; deNEDDylase activity. The coding region runs from base 365 to 1012 and encodes 215 amino acids.
UCAUGUUUGUCAAACUGCAUGUAUAAAAAAUAUACUUUUUGAAAUUUAUGUUAUCAAACUACAUACAUAAAAAAUAUACCACAUAAAAAUCCUUUCUACUGUUAUAACCUUAGAAAUGUAUUUUGACAUAACUUUCAGUUUUAUUGGUGUUUGGCAAAUUGAAUAUGGUUAUUUAAAAGAGAAAGGGGAAGUAAUGUAAAAUUGCAUGUUUUGCGUAUUAUCAAUACUUUUCGUUCAAAAAAUAACUAGACGUACGCAAGCUUAAAUUUAAAAUUAAAAAGGUGGCUCUAUUUAAGUUAAUGAUUUUAUCCAACUUUUUAGUUUCAAGAACAUCUACAUAAAUAUAAAUAAAAAGCUAACUACGAUGAGUUCCUAUACCCACGCCGAUCCAAUUGCUUUAAGCUUUUAUGAAACUUGUUUACGGAUGUCGGAUAUACAACUACUGCAGGGUCCUCAUUGGUUAAACGAUCAAAUCAUUUCAUUUUAUUAUGAAUAUCUUGAACGAGUAAAAUAUAAAAAUAAUCCAGAUCUAUUAUUUGUGCCGCCAGAAGUUACCCAAUGUAUGAAAUUUGCCGAUGACGGUGAGUUGGAGACGUUGUUAAAUCAGUUAGAGGCACCAAAGAAACCCUUCAUAUUCUUUGUAUUAAAUGAUAAUGAAUCAGCCCAAGCGGGCGGAACACACUGGUCCUUGUUGGUAUUCUCGAGACCAGAAAAGUCCUUCUUCCACUUUGAUUCUUGGGGUAAUAACAAUUCAAACGCCUCACAUCAGUUUGUACAGCGCAUAAAAGAAGCCUUAAAUUGUCGCAUUUGCCAAAUUAAGCCUAUUAGGUGUUUGCAACAGGCUAAUGGUUACGACUGUGGCAUUCAUGUGAUCUGUAUGACAGACAACAUUGCCGAUAAUGUCAAUCGCUAUGAAUGCGUUGAAGGUGUGGGGCAUUUACACCAGGAUACUAUCUCAGCUAAAAGGUCAGAUCUUUUAAAAUUGAUACAGUCCCUCGGCGGUAAAAUUUAAAUAUUUACUAUUUGCACAUACAUAUAUGUAGGUACAUAUGCAUUAAUUUUACUCAUUCUAAUUUUCAUCAUAAAUAUUAUUUUUACAAAAUUAAUUCAUGAAAUUAUUACAUUUUUCAUUAAACUAAAGCUUCGACCAUUUUCGUAUUAAAUAAUAAUUCUUUUGAAUAAAAUUUUUAUUUUUAGAUUUAAGCUCUUUAAUUUUCUAAAUUUGUACAAUAUGAUAUUAACACCGUUCUUUGUUUCAUUAUUAAACUGCAUUAAAUUACUAAAAAACUACAUUACAAAACAUAAACAAACACAAAAUUUAAUAAAAAAUCUAAUAAUUUAUAAAUA